AUUCGUCCACCAACAACUUAUAAGCGACAACUAGAAACCUUGCGAUCUUGCAACCAUAUUCAUUUACUGAGGAGCAAGCAAAUGUGAUUCUUAUUUGAAAUCAAUUCUGCUAUAACCCUAGAUUCAGGAAUACUUUCUAUUGCAACAUCUUGCGGAGCCGACCAAGAUGGAUGUUGUUCAAGCCGUCUCCGGCUACAUCUCUAAGAUGGUAUCGGCCGGGGACAGCGCAUCGGGGACUCCAUCCGCAAAGAUGAAGAUACUCUUAUUAGAUAAGGACACAGUACCAAUCGUCUCUACUGCCAUUACACAAUCGUCUCUACUUAAUCAUGAAGUCUAUCUUACCGAUCGACUCGAUAACCAGAAUCGAGAGAAGAUGCGACAUUUGAGAUGUCUGUGCUUUGUCCGGCCAUCCCCAGAUUCCAUCCAAUUUCUAAUUGAUGAGCUACGAGACCCCAAGUACGGCGAAUACUACUUGUAUUUCAGCAACGUCGUGAAGAAGUCGUCAUUAGAAAGAUUGGCCGAAGCCGAUGAUCACGAGGUCGUCAAGCAGGUUCAAGAGCACUUUGCCGAUUACCUCGUUAUCAACCCAGACCUGUUUUCACUCAAUCUUACCUUACCACAGCAGAGAAUAUGGAGCGGCAAUCCGGACUUAUGGAACCACGACUCGCUGCAGCGGACUACCGACGGAUUGAUAGCUAUCCUGCUGUCGCUUAAGAAGAAGCCACUCAUCCGGUAUGAGAGGAAUAGCUUGCUGGCUAAGAAACUAGCCACCGAAGUGAGAUAUCACAUCACCCAGGAGGAGCAAUUAUUCGAUUUUAGGAAAGUAGACACGCCGCCGAUACUUCUUAUUCUAGACCGGAGAGAGGAUCCUGCUACGCCACUACUCAAUCAAUGGACAUACCAGGCCAUGGUACACCAGCUGCUCGGGAUUCACAACGGACGGGUUACCCUGGACGAGGUCCCAGAUGUCCGUCCAGAACUUAAAGAGAUAGUACUAUCGCAAGACCAAGAUCCGUUCUUCAAGAAGAAUAUGUACUUAAAUUUUGGCGACCUCGGCGGGAACAUCAAAGAUUACGUGGAGCAGUACCAGUCCAAGACGAAGAACAACGCUAACAUUGAGUCAAUUACGGAUAUGAAACGAUUCAUCGAGGAGUACCCAGAAUUCAGAAAACUCUCCGGAAACGUUAGCAAGCACGUUACCUUGGUCUCGGAACUUAGCCGACGAGUAGGCGCCGAGAAUUUGCUCGAGGUCAGCGAGGUCGAGCAAAGCUUGGCUUGUAACGACAAUCACGCUACCGACUUAAGGAACGUCCAGAGGUUAAUACAGUCCCCGUCCGUAACGCCCGAGAACAAGGUCGGACUCGUGGCGCUGUAUGCACUACGAUAUGAAAAGCACCCAUCAAAUUCGCUAGCUAUGCUAGUAGACUUGCUAACAGCAGCCGGUGGUGUACCUGCGCGACAGGCAGAUCUAGUAGCGAAGUUACUAAUCUACCGCCACUCCCUACAGCAGUCCCAGGCAGCCGGCGGCAUCGCGGAUAUCUUCGAGUCAGGGGGUAUCUUCUCGGGCGCACGGGCCAUAAAGGGGCUAAAGGGCGUUGAGAACGUGUACACGCAGCACUCGCCGCACUUGGAGACGACGCUGCAGAAUGUAAUUAAGGGCCGGCUCCGCGAGCAGCAGUACCCGUUUGUAGAGGGCGGCGGCACGACGCGGGACAAGCCCCAGGAUAUCAUAGUGUUUGUGAUUGGUGGCGCGACGUACGAGGAGGCUAAGACGGUCGCUAGCAUCAACGCUUCGUCGCCCGGCAUUAGAGUCGUCUUGGGUGGGACUAACAUCCAUAACGCAGCUACGUUCCUUGAGGAGGUUGAUGAUGCGGUGUCGUCGUGGCCGGAGCCGCCGCCGACUACAACCGCGGGGCGGUUGAGGAGGGAGCUUGGGAGAAGGUAGAUAGGCUAAUAGUUAAUACGAGAAUUUUUCCCGUUGGAAACUUAGAGGCUCUGCAGGCUAUCUGGGCGAAGUUAUAUGUCAUGAUUAAUAGUGUGAGAGCGGGUCAUAACUG
Daldinia loculata is the source of this 2057-nucleotide messenger RNA. Its product is annotated as Sec1-like protein. The transcript is spliced from 2 exons. The coding region runs from base 167 to 1945 and encodes 592 amino acids. The record is from RefSeq and is a predicted model, not a curated record. NCBI's taxonomy places the organism in Eukaryota, Fungi, Ascomycota, Sordariomycetes, Xylariales, Hypoxylaceae. Gene Ontology annotation, cellular component: Golgi membrane. Gene Ontology annotation, biological process: intracellular protein transport; vesicle-mediated transport.